This is a messenger RNA of Linum tenue, 3395 nucleotides long. NCBI's taxonomy places the organism in Eukaryota, Viridiplantae, Streptophyta, Magnoliopsida, Malpighiales, Linaceae. The record is from the annotation of a GenBank genome assembly.
CUGGUUUUAUGGAGUUGUAGAGACAGGUAAAUAUCACACUGUAUCUGUCUUCACUCCUUUGUAUUUUAUCCUUCCCUUCCCAUUCCUAGCCAUGUCCAUGUCUGCCGCUUGCCUCUCUUCUGUCCCUGUCCGCUUUUUCUUUCUCUUCUCUCUCUCACUAUAUCGCCUCUGAUCUCACCACACAAACGAACAAGCGCCACUCCUGCUCUUCUUUCAUUCAUCCUCUCUCUCUCUCUCUCUCUCUCUCUCUCUCUCUCCGACCCCCAAAGAUAUGUCAGCUCCAUUCUAGCAUUUACUCCCCUCCGCUGUCCGCAGUCCCUUCACCAGAGAACUCUACUUCGGGAAACAAACGAGAAACAGAGCCUUCCCCAAGCAUUCAAUCAUGGGUUCCAAAUCCAAAUCUGGGUUGUUUGAAACUCCUACCAAGCCAUCACCAGCAACUCCUAGAGUAAGUAAACUCAACAGGGGAGCAGCUAAAUCAGACGCUGAUUCACCUUCUCCCCAGCCGAGUUCACGCCUCUCCUUGGACCGCUCCUCCCCUGGAUCUGCCAAUUCCAAGCCCACUCCUAAUUCUGCUGUUCGCAGACCAACCAAGGCUGCCACACCACCUGAAAAACCACUGGCUCGUGGCGUGGCGGUGAAGGGAUCAGAACUGCAGGCUCAGUUGAAUGCAGUCCAGGAAGAUCUCAAGAAAGCCAAAGAGCAGAUCUCUGUGAUCGAGAAGGAGAAGGAUCAAGCUGUUAACGAGCUAAAAAUUGCUCAGAAGGCAGCUGAGGAGGCAAAUGGGAAGCUGCAAGAAGCUUUGGUGGCUCAAAAGCGAGCCGAAGAGGAUUCCGAAAUCGAGAAGUUCCGUGCUGUUGAGCUGGAGCAAGCUGGGAUCGAGGCUGUAACAGUGAAGGAACAGGAAUGCCAGAAGGAGAUCGAAUCUGUGAGGGACCAACAUGCAGUGGAUGUUGCUACCCUUUUGUCCACUACUGAGGAACUCCAGAGAUUGAAGCAAGAGCUGGUAACGACAACGGAUGCUAAAAACCAGGCACUUAGUCAUGCUGAUGAUGCUACUAAGAUCGCAGAGAUUCAUGCAGAGAAGGUGGAGAUUCUUUCAACCGAGUUGGCCCGAUUGAGAGGUUUGCUUGAUGCCAAGGUUGAGAACGCGGCCAGUGAGAGCAAUAAGAUGGUGUUGGAGCUCAAGGAAGAGAUAAGUUCUUUGAGACAGGAGCUUGAGAAAGCCAAAGCUUUUGAGGGUAAGUUGAUGGAGAAAGAGGGUAUUAUAGAACAGCUCAAUGUUGAGGUGGAAGCUGCUAAAAUGGCUGAGUCUUAUGCGCGCAGUCUAGCUGAGGAAUGGAAGGUUAGGGUUGAGGAGCUAGAGUCCCAAGUUACUGAAGCAAACAAGCUAGAGAGGUCUGCAUCAGAAUCUCUGUGUUCAGUCAUGAAACAGCUCGAGGGCAACAACGAUAUGCUGCAUGAUGCAGAGACUGAGAUCAUGGGUCUGAAGGAGAAAGUUGGACUUUUGGAAAUGACGAUAGCAAGGCAGAAAACAGAUCUCGAUGAGUCAGAACGCCGUGCCUGCCUUGCACAGGAAGAUGCAUCAGGAUUGGUGAAGGCAGUUGAGUCUCUCAAGUUGGAGCUGGAAACAGUGAAGGAAGAUAAGAUCCAGGCCCUGAACAACGAGAAGCUUGCUGCUUCUAGUGUUCAAGGCCUGCUAGAAGAGAAGAACCAACUCAUAACUGAACUAGAGAAUUAUAAGGAAGAGGAGGAAAAGAGCAAGCGUGCAAUGGAGAGUUUAGCUUCAGCUUUACAUGAAGUGUCUGCUGAAGCCAGGGAAGCAAAAGAGAAACUGUUGUCAAGCGAAACAGACAUUGAAGGCUAUGAGACACAGAUAGAAGAUCUUAGAUUAGUUCUCAAGGCGUCGAACGAGAGAUACGAGACCAUGAUGGAUGAUGCAAAACAUGAGAUUGAUGUUCUCAAGAGCUCGGUAGAAGAAUCCGAGAAUGAGUUCCAGAAGUCCAAGUCUGAGUGGGAGAUCAAAGAGCAAAACCUCUUGGAUUGUGUGAAGAAGUCAGGUGAAGAAAACGCAGCUCUGGAAAAAGAAAUAGACAGGCUGGUCAAUGUGCUGAAGCAUACGGAAGAAGAAGCUUGUGCUACAAGGGAGGAAGAGGCUCGGUUGAAGAACAGCUUGAAGGAAGUGGAAGCUGAAGCAGUUUCUUUGCAGGAAGCUCUUGGAGAGGCGAAAGCUGAGAGCAUGAAACUGAAGGAGAGUUUACUGGACAAAGAGAAUGAGCUACAAAGCAUAUUUGAAGAGAACGAAGAGCUCCACAUCAGGGAAGCUGAUUCUGUAAAGAGAAUCGAGGAGUUGUCCAGGUUGCUUGAGGAAGCUCAGUCCAAGAAGCAAAGUGAGGAAAAUGGUGAGCUUAGUGACAGUGAGAAGGACUAUGAUUUGCUACCAAAGGUGGUUGAAUUCUCUGAAGAGAAUGGACAUGUAGGUGAAGAGAAAAUCAAGAUGGGGCUUCCAGCUCAGUCUCAGAACCUUGAGGAGCCAAUGAAUGGCAAGUCGCAGGAAGACAGCAACGGCUCAUUAAUAGAUUCUGAACCUGCUGAAAUGGUUGUCGCCACCAAGAUGGAGAAUGGUGGCGUUGAAGAGAAGGGGAAUAAAGAAGAGCUGAAAGACAAAGAAGACGACACAGUUGAAGUGGAGUUCAAGAUGUGGGAGAGCUGCAAGAUUGAGAAGAAAGAGUUCUCGCCCGAGAGAGAGCACCAUGAACAGGAAUCGUCCUUCGAGGAGGAAGGGGAGUCUAAGGGCGAGGGCGGAGAGAGUUUCGAUCAGCUAAAUGGUUUGUCCUCAACAGAGAACCCAGAUGAUGGUGGGAGCUCACCUUCCAAGCAGCAGCAGCAGCAGCCUGAGCAGCUGAAGAAGAAGAAGAAGCCUUUGCUUCAUAAGUUUGGGAGCCUGCUCAAGAAGAAGAGUACCACCACUGCCAGUCCUACAAAUGGUAGCACUACUCCCAACCAGAAAUAAUGAACUGAGGGUAAAAAUUACAACAUCGUCUAUAGUAGAUAAAAGUUUAUGGCUUCUGAAUGCUGUUCUGUAUCCGCUGUUUUCCUUCAUUUUUUCAUUGUUUUGAGUUAGUUUCCAGUUUUCACAAUGAAGAGAAAUGGGGCUUUGUAAUCAAUCUUCAUUAUUAUUUUUUUCUUCCUUCUGUCUCUACCUUCUCUCUGUUGUUCCUGUGAAUCAGAGUGGUGGGAGAGAGUAUAUUGUAUGGAAUGAAAAUUGUUUCUUUCAGUUUCAUGUCUUUGUUUAUAGUUUAUUACAGUUGUUCUUUGCACAAAUUAUUGUCAUUGAAGAUGAUUCCUUUCGGUUUCAUGCAGUAUUAGUACUGGGUUUUAGUGGAAUGGCGAGU